AAGUUUAUAAUAUGUAUCGGUUGGUUACAACCACUACAUUACUACGUGCUGAGUAAAUGCAUAAAUUAAAAAAAAAAGUUUACAUUUUGCAUACCAAAGCGCUCCCGAGUUUUUUUUAUUUCGGUCAGUGUGAGUCGGGUCGUUCGGCGGGCGCUGUUGAGAUGGCGCUGAUAAAAUAUCCGCUUAAUAAAUAAUGCCGCGACCUUCCAAUAAAUAACAAUGAAAUUCCAAUAAUGUUGUUCGAAUUAAUAACAAAACUAUGCUGAAGUUAUAGUUGUUUAUCGUGUAAACCUGGCCCCGUUGGCUGUCACUGUCACUUUGACAUUCAGUGCAUAGGUUACGUUCGUUCCCUGUCAACUUGACAAAUUUCCAGUUGUGGGCGCCUAAAACUCAAACAUUUCGUUAUAAAUACGACCCGGUUUAUAAAUAAUCCAAUGUGAGCCAGUUGUGACGGUUGUCUUUGCUUAAAUUCGUCCCGGGGCUAGAAACCACUUUGACAGCUCAGACAGCAAGUGACAUGUUAUCAUAAACACUGGAAUAAUAUGAAUACGGAUCUGCAGCGAAGACAAGAUGUUAAAUAUGAUUCAGCGUCGAAUAUUUCCAACUCGAACGGGGACAUUUGCAGAAUUUGCCAUUGUGAGGCUGACACUGACAACCCCCUGUUGUCACCUUGCUACUGCUCGGGUAGUUUGAAAUAUGUGCAUCAGUCCUGUCUCAGGCAGUGGUUGGCCGCCUCCGACACUCGGUCCUGUGAGCUGUGCAAAUUUAGCUUUAUUUUACAAACGAAAAUCAAACCGCUGUCAGAAUGGCGAACCUUGGAAAUGAGCAGUGUGGAGCGGAGACGUCUCCUGUGUGCCAUCCUGUUUCAUUUUGUCGCGGCUGUGUGUGUCAUUUGGUCACUCUUUGUGCUUAUAGAUAGGGCGGCUGAAGAAGUGCAAAAGGGCCUAAUAGCUUGGCCCUUUUGGACGAAAUUAGUUGUAGUUGCGGUUGGUUUCACAGGAGGUGCUGUUUUCAUGUACAUACAAUGUCGCCAGUACUUACAUCUUUUCGCGAGAUGGAAAGCACACAACAGGAUAAUCUUGGUCCAGAACGCCCCCGAGAAGCCCCUAAUGGCCCCUCCCUCUCCUAGUUUUAUUUUCACUAGGACCUCCCAAUAUUCGCCCCAAGUUUUAGCGCACGGAAACUUUAACUUACCUCCGGCAAACUCUGAUUCGAAUAAUGAUUCGCAAUUGUGUUACGUUUUUGAAAAGGAGAACGAGAAACCUAGUUUUUUAGGCUCAUCUUCCCAGAAAGAUGAUAUCCAUGUUGAAGAUUUGUGUGAGACAACUUCUAGUGAUAAUUUCAUUAAUCCAUUGGCCAGUACUAUGCCUUCGGGAAGUAUUAAUCCAAAUACGAGGGAUCUUCUAGCUCUAGACAUCCAAAGCUCUUCUAGAAGUGCAAACGAGUUUUCUCUUGACCACUCAACGAAGACUGACGUUAUUCGGAAUAAGAGUUGUGUGUUUAAAUCUUUGCCUAACUUAAACACUAGCAAUGAGAACUUACUUGUGUAAAUAAAAAAUUAUACAAUU
This is a messenger RNA of Tribolium castaneum (red flour beetle), 1568 nucleotides long. RefSeq lists its product as uncharacterized. Gene Ontology annotation, molecular function: MHC protein binding; ubiquitin protein ligase activity; zinc ion binding. Gene Ontology annotation, biological process: immune response; antigen processing and presentation of peptide antigen via MHC class II; protein polyubiquitination. Bases 543 to 1550 code for a protein of 335 amino acids. Gene Ontology annotation, cellular component: late endosome membrane; lysosome; early endosome membrane. The record is from RefSeq and is a predicted model, not a curated record. NCBI's taxonomy places the organism in Eukaryota, Metazoa, Arthropoda, Insecta, Coleoptera, Tenebrionidae. The transcript has 4 exons.